This is a messenger RNA of Pocillopora damicornis (cauliflower coral), 1601 nucleotides long. RefSeq lists its product as uncharacterized. The record is from RefSeq and is a predicted model, not a curated record. Gene Ontology annotation, biological process: cilium organization. Lineage: Eukaryota; Metazoa; Cnidaria; Anthozoa; Scleractinia; Pocilloporidae.
AACCACUAUGGUGGACGAUAAGGGCGAAGAGCGACAAUCAGACACAGAGACAAAUCUUACGGAAAGCAAUUCGAGUCAGAUUGGAUGGGUAACUUUUGACGAACCUGACACAGAUGAACCAGAGUGCCUCAAAACUACGGAUCACGAGCAAAUUUGUGCGCAAAAAGGACAACAUAUUGCACGCUUAGAGAGGGAGCUUCAGAGACUGCAGGAUAAGAAAAGAACACCUCUUUCAUCCAAAGAAAUGAUAAAAACUUUGCAAGAAGCCAGAGAUACUCAUAUGAAACACUUUAUGGACAGGCCUGAACAAUCAGAGGCAUUUUUGACAGACGGAGGUGAAAGAAAUGAUAACUCUUGUUGCUUUCCUGUAUACAGAGUAGUGUUUCCUAAACAACCACUCAACAAUGAAGAACUUGAGUGCUUGUUCGAAGAUAACGAGGAUAAUAAUCCUGAUAGAACAACAAGUGAAGCAUGGAAGACAUGAUAAUAACACAUUCUAGCCAGUUUUUUGGGUGAAAAGGUUGAGCAUCCAACAAUUUGAUCAGACCUACCUUUCACUGCAUUGAAAAUAAUAAAGAGAAGCUGGUAGCAAUGACUUUUUAAUGUGAGAAUGCUCUCAAUUUUGUACUAUGAAGCCAAAAUCAAAUUAAUAGUAAAGAUAAUAUUAAUUCCAAUACUGUGAAUACUACUUAUAAUAAUAAUGAUAAUAAUAAUAAUAAUAAUAAGGAUGAUGAUGAUGAAGCUUGAUGAGGGAACCCCAACUUGCCAAAGUGGAGCCCUCAAGAUCAUAAUUAAUAAAUUACUAUGUUGAUUUUGUAAAGAAUUAAGGAUUAGAAUCAAAAUCUUAAAACAUGAAAAGAAAUAGUUUUCAGUUUUGCUUUAACAACCUAACGAAAAAAUGUUUUCCUUUCAAAUUAAACAGAAGUCUGACAGGCCAAAGUUUGUGUGCCUCAGUUAGUUCAGGGAAGAGGCAAAUAAAGAUGUUUGGAUCUUCUUGUGUUGAAAGAAUUAGCAGCUUGAUUGGGGGUAAAAUCAAAGUCCAAAUCAGUUUUGUGAAUUACAGACAUUUGUGUAUAGUAAUCAUGACAGAGGGACUAAUCUCCAUUAACCCUUUAACUCCUAGAAGUGAUAAAAAUAUAACUUCUCCCCAUGAUGUUCAUACAUUAUCCAGCAAACAGGUCAUGAGAAUAUUCAAACUUAUCAGGUUGAAGUUGUUAUCUGGAUCUAACACUAAAUUCUCAACUAAUUUACCAGGAAAUGUGUAGCAGCUAGAGGGGAGAAGUAAUAACCACAUCUUUGGAGUUGAAGGGUUAAAUGAAAUACAUGGCAUUUUGUUGUGUGGAUGAUAUGAAAGAAUAAAAAGGUCAUCAGAGGUGAGCUGAAAUUAGAGAAAUUUCUGCGAAGUAGCCUAAAAAAGACCAGGCUUCAAAGGGAUCCCAUCCUUGUAAUUUAGGCAAGAGAAUUUGGUGCUAUAUCAGGAUUACACCCUUAAGCUGAUAAGCUUUUCUGAACUCAUAACCUGUUUGCAAGAUAACAUAUUGGAACUACUAGGAGAAUUUAAUCAUUAAUCAUUUCUGAGAAUUAAAGGUGAAUUCCCUUAA